Molecule: messenger RNA, 538 nt
Organism: Macrobrachium nipponense
Lineage: Eukaryota; Metazoa; Arthropoda; Malacostraca; Decapoda; Palaemonidae
Product: mitochondrial import inner membrane translocase subunit Tim8 A-like
Exons: 3
Coding region: 125-397 (90 amino acids)
Source: RefSeq, a predicted model, not a curated record
ACAUCUGCAUUCGUCUAUAACCUCUCUGCUCGUGCGCACACUGAACAACAAACCUUGCGAAGAUUGUAGUCUCUCCUGUUAUACACCCUAUAAGAUAGAGUGUACUGUAAAAAGAUCAUUUUCAAUGAUGGAUGAAUCAGCAGCUCAAAACGUAACUAUGCUGCAAGAAGUAGUGCGGUAUUGCAUCUUAAGGUAUGCAGUGGAGGUUCUUACACUUAAGUUCCUUGUUCAUGAGUUGACGGAAAAAUGCUGGGAUAAAUGUAUGGAUCGCCCUUCAACAAGACUGGAAUCCCGCACUGAGAGUUGCAUCAAAAACUGUGUUGAACGCUUUAUUGAUUCUAGCAAUUUUGUUGCAAACAGACUCCAGAAAGUAUCGUCAUCUUCAGGCCACAUGUAAUUCAAGAAUAUUGUGCGCAGCUAAGUAGUGUGAAGAAGAAUGCAACUGUGAUUUUGUAAAUUAUCGGUACAUGUGCUACAUUUAUUGAGCUUUGUGGAUAACUAAAUAACUUUUCAAUAUGUUUACUAGAAUAAGAGACUU